GACGUACAUUCACAGAGAAUGGUUGAACGUACUCGAAAGCCAAAGUGACAGUAAAGAUUCGUCCCACCCAAUCAUCCGCCAGUUAAAGUAACAGCGCACAGGUCACAAUUGUUUGUCCUGAGCCAUGCGACAACAGCACCUGUCUCCGAUCAAGCAUUCACUUUCACCAUACAUACACACUAGCAAUGCGCAUUUUUAUAACUGCAAGCAUUGAAUUAUUAUGGCAAUACUGAGUCUUGUACACAAAACUGCCUUAUGAAGUGCGAACGAUGAGCAUUUUAGUGGAGUCGAAUGACGUGGUAAAAAACACUUUACAAUUGUGGAGACUGGGAGGAUGUCGUAAGUCGUUCUGAUUGAAAAGGUGAUUGUGUAAGUCAACAUAUUGCUUCAUGUGAGGCAAACGGGACUACGCACUUCCAAACAGGUUUAUUGAUAACAGAAUAGGUCAUAUUCGAAAGAGAAUGGGACAUAUUUGACGCCGACACAUAUAUAUUUGUUGAGAUAGAAAUCUGUGCGUAUCAUCAACGGAAUCGAAGUGAUGUCUGCUUCAGAAAUUUGCUGGCGAUCGUUGCACUUACAGCUGCUAAUUUGGCUUAACUAGAAAACAUGCACAUACUGUGAAGUCAAUGUUUAUUUGAUAACCUUACGAUAAAUAUCGAUUGAGAAGAAACAUUAGCCAAACAGUGUCAGUAUUACUGUGAGUUCUUGUUCAACACGAAGAAGGAUUCGAAAAAUGAUGUUUAAAACUAUGAAGUUGGCAGUUGGCGUGUAUAACUUGUUGGCAGACUUAUAAAAAUUGUCUUUAAUAAUACAAGAUGUGGAAAUUGAUGAUGAAAGUGAAAUUUAUAAUUUGUUUAGUAUCAAAGUGAAUUUCCGGGGGAGCAUUGCACGUAGCGCAAGCAAGCAAUUGACUGGCAAGAAUUUCGUCUUAACUUGUUGUGGGAUCUUUUGUCAGACAACGGGUCUUCAGCUGCAAUCGAGUUAUUGGAUGUGAAAUGAUACAAGCCUGCAACACAGAGUCACGCGUUUAACAACUCUAGAUGCCUGAUCCAUGCUUCCCUGGAUCUUGGGCGCCUGUGCCUCUUUCUUACUUUACGGCAGCUGUAUCUGUGAUUCUAGCUAUCAUUACGACGGUCGGUAACUCCCUUAUCAUAGUUGCGACAAUCAAAGACCCGCACGGUAAGCUUCGUAACUCGUUCGCAUUCUUUCUCGCAAAUAUGGCGCUCAGUGAUUUGAUCGUCGGAUUGAUAGCAAUGCCAGUGUCAGUGAUGUUUCACUACCUCGAAGCGAAACGCUUGAUAAACAUGACCUAUGUUUACAUUGUACACAUGACCUACUUCAUCUCACUAUCGGCCAGUCUCUUCAGCAUGGCUGCCUUGUGUUUUGAUCGCUAUUACGCGUUUAUCUCGCUAUCUACAGCAGGACGCCAAAUUACGAGGCGUCGAUGUAUUAUCAUUUCCAUCGCAGUAUGGGUUUUCGCAAUAGCGUUUACGGGAUUCUAUUUCAUUUUCGGAUACGUAACUCUCGUAACUAUAUACAUACACCUAUCCUUUGUCUGUAUUUUUGGCAUAACCUUACUUACGUACUUGAAAAUAAUGCGAAACAUGAAAAAGACUUCAGAAAUCAUUAAUAAAAAGAGAUUGCUAGAUAUACUACCCAAUGUUCCGCUAAAUAUACGGAAUAUAGAAGAAAUGACUGCGAAGGGAGAAAACGGUAAGCAAAAAGGAAAGAAACUGUCCCAAAAUCUGCCUAAAGAGAAGAGUGUCUCAGAUGCUAGAGGAAAUAUCACAGACCCGAGUAAGAAAAUGGGAGCCCUGAUAGAACAAGAUAAGAAGAAUGUAAGCAGGAAGAUUGAAAAUCUUAAGAAAGCAAAUUUAAAUAACAAACAGGACAAUCAAGAAGAAAAAUAUACAAAAGUAGACGAAUCAGAAGUUAGAAAUCUUAAAAUAAAAGACAUUAAUAAGAGCAAGGAACGGCAAAGAAAAAAAACGGCGAAGUCUUGGAGUGACACAGUUAAACAAAGUAAGAUAGUAAUGCGAGAGAGAAGAUUGACAAGCGUCUUUCUGACGAUGCUGGUCACAUUUUUAAGCAGUUAUUUCCCCGCUCUUGUCUCAGCUUAUUUUCUACAGCUAUGCCUUUCAUGUAGUUGCGAUACGAGGCAUGUAUUCCGGGACAUCGCAUUCUUGAUGCUGCCAACCGGAAGUGCGCUUAAUGCCGUUAUAUGCAUACUCAAGAUGUCAAGUAUCAGAGAGGCCGUAAAAAUAAUCUUCCGCCUUAAGAGGUCUUACUUCUAUUCCUUCAACAGUUCACAGGCCUGGCAAGAAUCCAAACUACGGUCACCGAUAUGGUAUAGAAAUUCUCCCAGAGACCGCCAGCAACCCCCACCUGCGACUUUAGAUAUACAACGACGACGCUGUAGCGAUUCCAUGAUAUUUGACAUUCAAAAAGACAAGCAGCUGACAAGUGAUCGACACGAUAGACGUCGCAAAAGUGAAUUUGGUCUCCUGGAUGUGAGCCAAAAGAAAAGCCCAUCUAGGCUUGAUAAUAGGAGCCCCAAAGACAUUUUAAAGAAGCGGAUUAGAGCGAGUACAAUAUUGAGAAACGGUGAUGCCCCUAAAGGAAUCGACUUCAAAAGCUUAAAAAGUAUGGACAUGAAUGACUUCGCCAACAUAGCAUAUACAAAACAGAAAACUGCUGCUGCUGCACUAUCUCCUAGGGAUGGUGCCGAUAAGAUGGCUAUUGGAAAUCAAAACGAAUCAUUUUCUAAACCAGCACCAAUUUCGUACCGCACUACUGAGAAAAAUGUGGCGGACAAGGCAGUAUUAGAGACUAUCGAUUUUAUUAGGGACACAGAUUCUAGCCUAAUAGAAAACUUGAGUAAUCUCAGUAGCAAAAAUUAUGAUUGUACAAGCAAUUCGAGUGCUCAAACGUGUUGUACCACUGCAACAAAAGCAUCCCUCGGUCACAGUAAUGCAGGAUUCAAAGAGGAUGGCAAUGAAAAUGACGAAUUACCUGCCUAAUCAAAAGCAUCUUCAAAAAUUGAUAUCAUAGACAAGAAUAAAAGACUAAUAUGACUCUAUGUAAAUAUGUUUGUAUUAACUUAAUAUAAUAGUAAAAUUGAGUUUGUGCAAAAUGAUAUGAAAAAAGGAUUUUCAAAAUAUCAAAAUUCUAUGUACAGAUGUUAUCUGACUAAAAUGGUAUUUGAAAAUGGAAAUGGCUCUAAGAUUGGCUGAUUCAAAAUUUAAUUGAUGCAAGAGGUCGAGAAGAAAAUAUAAAUUGAAAGAAAAAAUGUACCAUAAAUAAUAUUUAUAAAAACCAUUUAUAUUCGUAUAAUUUGAUUACAAUUUGUGUAUCUUUGGUUAGGGUAUUAUUCAUUAGAUUUAUAUUUGCCAUUCAUUUAUUGUUACGGCUUACAUGUAAAUGAAUAAACUUGAAAGCAAGAAAGAUUUUCCCACAAGGAGGGGCUCUGGGCGCUUUUCCUUUGACAAGAAUGUCACGUUCUACACGCCAAUACAAAACUCCAUUCAUACGUUAUCGAGUACUACAACAGAUAAGGUGAUCUUG
Molecule: messenger RNA, 3564 nt
Organism: Rhopilema esculentum
Lineage: Eukaryota; Metazoa; Cnidaria; Scyphozoa; Rhizostomeae; Rhizostomatidae
Biological process (GO): G protein-coupled receptor signaling pathway
Cellular component (GO): plasma membrane
Molecular function (GO): G protein-coupled receptor activity
Source: RefSeq, a predicted model, not a curated record